Dicrocoelium dendriticum is the source of this 1941-nucleotide messenger RNA. NCBI's taxonomy places the organism in Eukaryota, Metazoa, Platyhelminthes, Trematoda, Plagiorchiida, Dicrocoeliidae. The record is from the annotation of a GenBank genome assembly.
AUGUCAAACAUAUUGCUGGCCGAGUACACGUUGAAGCGUGCACUUCGUGAAAACUCCGCAGAUCUGGUGCUCACCAGCUGCCCGCACGUAUUGUGCACUUCGCUACCGAAACACUGGAGAUCCAAUAAAUCUCUGCCGAACCAGUUUCGUGUGGUCUGUUUAUUGGAUGUGCCUGAUGGAACUCGCGUCUCAGUCACUGCAUGGAAUGAGGAACAUCCGAUUGCGGAACUGAAAAAUCACAUCACAGUCAUGCAUGCAAACGAAGGCCGAUUCAGUGACCUCCGAUUCCUGGGACGGAGUGGUCGGGGUAAAUCAUUCAACAUUACCAUAACAAUUGAGACAACGCCUCCUCUUGUGGCUAUUUACUCCCGAGCCAUCAAGGUUACCGUUGACGGACCGAGAGUUCCACGGAAUAAAUAUUCUUCUUUGCGGACCGCAAACAUACAUCGUGAAGCCAGGCGCAACGGGAUUCGGCAUCUUAAAGGAGUCGAUAAUCGACUGGUCAAAUGUUCACGUUCACACAAUGCUGACAAGAAACACGAACUCAACCGGAUUGUUUUGGGGAUGAGCUCAGCGAUUACGCGCCACCAAACGCGGCGGUACCGGGACCAGUUAGCAGCUGAACGCAUUCUCUUCCGAAACUCCGCAUUAGGUCCAGAAGAUACGGUUGGUAAAGCGGAGACACCUCAUCGACUUCCAAGUCAGAUGUGCCCCACCGAUCCGACGGUCAAAGGGUUGAACCUAAGUGUGCAACAGACACCAAGUGAAAAGCUUCCCUCCUCCAACGAGAAGUCAGUGCCAUUCCUAGGGGUCGAAACUGGCAGCAACGUUCAACUCUCCCUCAUCAACUCAACCUGUCUUCUGUCAUCCAUCAAUGAGGCGUACGCAAGGCUCUUGGCAAGACAAACGAAACACGAGACAGAUGUGACUUCCCGACAGCCGCAUUACGGAUUCCUUCCAACAUCAGUAAAUAUUCCGUCAGCAGCCCCGGUUAUUCCAGCAACCAUAUCAGACAUACCCGCAUUCGCGACGGAAAAUUAUACCAGAAUCAAUGAGAUGCCUGAAGAUUUGAAUAAAGCUCAUUUCAGCAAUGUUUCCUGCUUAAAUUUAAAGUGUAAUGAGUUGAAUCUCACGAAAGAUAUCCAGAUGCAAUCAGAGCUCAGCACUUGCUUGGAUACCCGUAUAAUUGAUCGGGUGGGUCUAUGUAAGCAAAAUCAACAGGUAAUCACGCAACUAAAUAGUAGCUUCCUAACAGAAAACGUGAGUGGACAGAUAAGUGACCCAACCACCCAUCCAACUGGGAACAUGUCAUUUAUCCCUCAAACUACAAGCUAUCUUUCAGCUCUACCUGUCAACUCCGAAGCUGCGGUUGCGGAGAAACAAAGCUUGCCUUACGCUGGUUAUUCGGCACUACAAUGUCUGGGUUCAUACAUCAAUAUGGGAACUUCGCCCUAUGAGCCCAUGUUGUACAACGCGUUGAAAAUGAUGCAGGUACAGAUGCAACAGCACUUGAAAGUAACCGACAAGGAAGAACCAGUCAAUAGGUAUCCGGCGGCAUCUGUUGAUUCGGCAAUGGAAGUAGAACGAAGCGGUGUACAGCCACUGAAUUUGACGCAGAACUCAACCCAGAUGAGGAAGAAUGAUUUAUGUCAAAAGCAAACAACAUCAGCUUUCGAGAGACCAACAACUAUACUCAGUAUCGAGAGGCUGCUGGAAGCCAAUGACCACGAACUCCAAAGCCCAAACCCUCGAAUGAACAAUGCGUCUUGUAGAUCCAAGUUGUGCAUCAGUCAGGCAAAUACCUUUAGUUCAUUUCUACCGCCAUAUGGACUCGGUCUACUUUUCGGGCCCCACAUGCUGACCGGAGCAACACGUUCACUCAGACACCCUAAAUAACCAUCAUCAGGAUACCCAGAAAGAAAAAUAUGCCGUAUUCAACCA